This is a messenger RNA of Microsporum canis CBS 113480, 2058 nucleotides long. Its product is annotated as high-affinity nickel transport protein. Gene Ontology annotation, molecular function: DNA binding; DNA-directed DNA polymerase activity. The coding region runs from base 1 to 2058 and encodes 685 amino acids. Gene Ontology annotation, biological process: double-strand break repair via nonhomologous end joining. Gene Ontology annotation, cellular component: nucleus. The transcript has a single exon. The record is from RefSeq and is a predicted model, not a curated record. Lineage: Eukaryota; Fungi; Ascomycota; Eurotiomycetes; Onygenales; Arthrodermataceae.
AUGGAAGACAGUGUAUCUCCAAGUUCACCGGUUGCAGAUGAUGGAGGGAUGAUUGAUCUCAGUUCAUGCCCUACUAUCUUUGUCCUUCCCACCCAUAUAUCCCUGGAAGAGCUCCAUUCGAUCGAGAGUAUCCUUUCGAGAUGCGGUGCGCCAUUGACUUAUGAUAUCACAGAAGCGCGACUAGCGAUUGGUAAGGUCUCCCAUGAGAAACGUGCAGUGUUGGAACUUCGUUCAAAAGGGCUUUGGACAGAAAGUGUACCACUGGUAACAGAAGUUGAAGAGACUGCUCGGAAGCGGCGCCGACUUGAUGACGACGAUAAGAGCAUUCAAGUUGUCAACUUAAACUGGAUACACGAGUCGCUGAAAGCAAAACGGCCUCUACCAAUUGAUCCUUUUAUUGUUUAUCAAGGCCAUACGAUACCAAAACCGCCUACUUUAACUAUAGGGGAAACGUCUUCUAACUUGGGCUCACCGUGUGACUCUAAAGUUCGGGAUGUUUCUGCGAAACAAAGCCCUGCUAAGAGCAUUCUGGAAAGGGCGAGAGAGGAUGUAGCGUCUUCUCCAACACAAUUUAUCCCGUAUUCUCCGCCUCGUCGAAUGAAAGUCACAUCAAGCAGCCCUUCCAUCCAGAAACAGAGACCAAAAUUAUACCGUGCAUCUACAUCUGACCUUGAGGGAGAAUCUAUCCCGGAUCCCCCAGAGUGGGUGCGCAAUAAUGUUGUAUAUUCAUGUUGCCGCUCUACCCCGCUGCACCCACCAAACGAAGAAUUCAUAAACCAGCUACAAAUGGUCAAAAAGAUCAGAGAGUUAACCUUGGACGAAGUUGGAAUUCGUGCAUAUAGCACUUCCAUCGCUUCGCUGGCAGCAUAUCCGCAUAAACUGAAACUUCCCGAGGAAGUUGUGUCACUACCAGGUUGUGAGAACCGAAUCGCGAAUUUGUUCGCAGAGUGGAAACAUAGUAAAAAUGGAACUUUGGACUCCGCCACGCCACUCACUACUGACCCAGCACUGAGCGUCAUCCAUUCAUUCUAUAACAUUUGGGGCGUUGGAGCUAAAUCCGCUAGGGAAUUUUACUACCAGCGACAGUGGCGAGAUUUAGAUGAUAUUGUCGAGCAAGGAUGGGAUACGUUAUCUCGUGUCCAGCAGAUAGGAGUGAAGUACUACGAUGAGUUCCUGGCUGGAAUCCCAAGGGAAGAGACGGCAUCAAUUGCCGCGACGAUAUGGCGCCACGCAAAGCGUGUGAGACCAGAUGCUGAUUUUGAUGGCGAAGGAGUCGAAUAUAUUAUUGUUGGAGGCUAUCGGCGAGGAAAAGAAGUAAGCGGUGAUGUAGACGUUAUCCUUACCCAUCGAGACGAGAGAGUCACAUCCAACCUUGUCUUCGAUGUCGUUGCUAGCCUCGAGCAAGAAGGAUGGAUUACACAUACGUUGGCCCUGCAUCUCACAAAUACCAAUCGUGACCAGCAGACUUUACCAUAUCGCGGGGAAGCAAGCGGAAAGCCUAGAUUUGACAGCCUCGAUAAAGCUCUGGUGGUCUGGCAGGACCCUCACUUUGAAAAUACCCCGUCAUCGUCCCCAUCGUCUGAGCUUGAGUUCCCCGAGGACUGGCAGUCAAAUUCCCGCGGGUCAAAGGGAGAAAUAGGAAAAGCAAAAGAGAGCAAAGGGAAAAUGAAGCUACAAGAUCAUGCCCAUCAAGGUACGAGCCCUGGUGUCAUGGCCAAAGAGCUUGAAACAGCAACCGCGCGAAUCGCGGAAAAUCCCCGAAAGACAAACCCAAAUCUCCACCGGCGUGUUGAUAUCAUAGUAUCUCCGUUCCGUACCAUAGGAUGCGCAGUUCUUGGAUGGUCAGGAGAUACAACGUUUCAACGUGAUUUGCGUAGGUAUGCAAAAAAAGUACACAACUGGAAAUUUGAUUCUAGCGGUGUACGAUCUCGAGACGGAAGCGGAGGGAGGAUCAUUGACCUUGAGAGCAAAGGAAAGACAUGGCAGGAGAGAGAGAAAUUGGUUAUGGAAGGAUUAGGAAUUGGAUGGAGGCCGCCAACAGAGAGGUGUACGAGAUGA